Cololabis saira (Pacific saury) is the source of this 2647-nucleotide messenger RNA. RefSeq names its product glycogenin 1a (gene gyg1a). Gene Ontology annotation, cellular component: cytoplasm. The record is from RefSeq and is a predicted model, not a curated record. Lineage: Eukaryota; Metazoa; Chordata; Actinopteri; Beloniformes; Belonidae. Bases 15 to 1190 code for a protein of 391 amino acids. The transcript is spliced from 7 exons. Gene Ontology annotation, molecular function: glycosyltransferase activity.
ACGUGACGCGGAAAAUGUGGGGCUUAAUUCCCGUGCUGGACUGCUCUCAGUUGCUGCGUCUCUGUCCGCCGCACUGCCAUCCGUCCAUCCGCUCCAGCCCGAUCCCCGAGCCUCGGGUGGCCCCUCCGCCGCGCACCAUGUCGGACCAAGCUUUUGUGACGCUGGCCACGAACGACAACUAUGCCAAGGGAGCAAUGGUUCUCGGACAGUCGUUACGAAAUCACAACACAACCAAGAAGCUGGUGGCACUCAUAGGACCUUCCGUUACAGAGCCUUGCAGAGACACACUCCACUCUAUUUUUGAUGAGGUGUCUGUGGUGGAUGUGCUGGAUUCGGGCGACGCGGCUCAUCUGGCCAUGAUGAAGCGGCCGGACCUGGGAGUGACGCUCACCAAGCUGCACUGCUGGACGCUCACGCAAUACAGCAAGUGUGUGUUCAUGGAUGCAGAUACACUGGUGCUGUCCAACAUAGACGAACUGUUUGAGAGGGAGGAGCUGUCUGCAGCUCCGGAUCCUGGUUGGCCAGACUGUUUCAACUCUGGGGUGUUUGUCUUGCGACCGUCCAAAGAGACGCACGACAAACUGUUGGAAUUCAGUACUGAACAUGGCAGCUUUGAUGGUGGAGAUCAGGGAAUACUCAACAGUUACUUUGACACCUGGGCGACGGCGGACAUCUCCAAACACCUCCCUUUCAUCUACAACCUCAGCAGUAUUGCCAUCUACACCUACCUGCCAGCUUUUAAACAAUACGGCCACAACGCAAAGGUGGUGCACUUCCUGGGCAAAAUGAAGCCGUGGUCAUACUCCUAUGACGCUCAUAGAGAUGAAGUCAGAGGUCCAUCCGACGACGGGGGCCAGCUGCACUCCAGCUACCUGCUCCAGUGGUGGCAGCUGUACGGCAAAUCUGUGCUGCCUUUACUGCAGAAGGCCUUCGGGGACACGCCCUUCGUCAGCGGCUUUGUGGACUGCAGCAAUGAAGAUAACCCCCAUGAAGACGUGAUAGAGCAUCAUGGGUCCUCUCCGACUCCGUCGCAUCAUCCUCCUACUCCUCCUCCUCCUCCUCCCCCCUCCUUCUCUCAGACUGUUUCAUCCCAGGAGAGGAAGCAGCGCUGGGAGGCGGGUCAUAUCGACUACCUGGGGGACGACUCCUUUGCCAACAUCGCGCGGAAACUCGACUCCUUCCUUAAGUAGUUGUGGCUGAACGUGACGUGUGAUGGACACUAGUUGAACCUCUGUGAGGUUGGCGGUCGUUUACGCAAACACAGGGGCUUGAUUAGUAGGUGUCUGGAUGAAUGCCUGAGUGCAACUUUCAGCCACACUUUACACAUCCUGCCAGUGUGUAGAGUGUGUUUGUUUGACAGAAGUCCCAUGCACUCCACUAUUAAUUGGUCUUUUUUUGUUGUUGUUUUUUUUUUCCCUCUUAAAGGAAAAUGUUAACACUUAGGAAAUAUUGUUUUCUUGCUCAGAGUUGAGAUGAGAAGAUGAGCACAUCUGUAUGGUGGGUGCGAAGACGACUACUGUAACUGAGACCGGAGACGCCUAGCCUCGUCACUGCCCUCAGAAACGCACAUAAGUUUUGUUGCAAAACACUGGUUAGCAAGAAAAAGGAAAAGAAAAGGCAACUGUUCGGGUCUAUGAUGAGUAAGACUAAACCUUUUUAUCUUCUGUCAACAUUUUGGAGAGCUUUGCAGCAGCUAACAAAACCAAGUCUUCAGAAUGCUUUAAGUUAACCCGUAACCUCAUAACAAGAUAUACAAAGUUCUUUGAGCUAAUUCCCAAAAUGUCUGUUUUUAUCUCGUAAAUCUGACGGAAAUGAAGUUCAGUGUCUUCCUAACUCGUGGAAAUAUUUGCAAUGGUGACUGCAGGCCAAAGAUUUGGCUACAAUUGAAGUGUUUUCAUUACUGUAUUUUUCCACAACUCUUAAUCCCACGUGCAAUAAUUCUUUCUCUAAACCACUUUAAGAAGCAGAUAUGCAGCUACCAGCUCACUUCCCUCCUCGCAGUCCAUUUAUGGCAGUCCUGCUUUAAUAUGACAGUGUUAACCUCAGAGGAGUGCAUAGAGCCUCUCACUGUGCCUCAAUGCUCACCAGCUUUGUGACUUCGGCUUUGUGAUGUCUGGUAUCGUGUUUUGUUGUAUUUGCAUGGCACAGUUUAACCUUGGGUCUGUAAUGAAGUGCUCCCACCCUCAUCCGUAAGUGAUGUUGAUACUUGUAUGUGUAUUUUUGUGGGACUGCACUUCCCAGAUGUCUGUCACCUGCAUGCACAUCCUUCUCCAGACCCACUUCGGUGCUUGUGCCAUGACUUUCAUCACUUCUUGUCUGUAGUGUAAUCAGCUGUUGUGUCGCCGACUCACCUUUUACAAAAUCUCACUCACUGUAACCGCUGCCAGUAACAUGUCCCUCCUUUCCUGUUGCCAAAAACCUCUUUGUUUCCCUCCAUCUGCCUGCUGAAGUAUAGCUCACAGCUAUAACUGAGAUGUUCCUCCGUCCAUAAGACCCUCCCACAACAAGCUAGUGAAGUCUACAGAAGUCCAUGUGCAGCUUUUGUGUGUGUGUGGGAGUGGAUCAUACUUGUAACUUGUGCACAUGUGUUUUACCGCAGCUACCUGUACAUCCUCUUCAGAAACUAAUAAACAUGCAUAAAAAACCA